CGCGCGUGGAGUCUGAAAGGAAAGCAGCUCACAGACCGUGAAGUGAACACACGGAGACGGACGCGCUCAUGAUGAGAACAGCCCGUCCAAUUAUCCGUGUGCCCCCUUUGGACACUCCCUUCUCACUUCACUGCUUACUCAACCACGAAAUCCAGCGCUGGAUUCCAAGAUACUGUUCGCAUGGAGCUUUAAAACUGGACAGAGGCAUGAAAGCCCAGAAGAGGAGUCGGAGAGAGGCGAGCUCGUUCGUUUGGUGUCAUGAUUAACGUCCCGUUUUCGCUCGUUUGCUCCUGAGAUCAUCUAGAAAACAAGUCAAGUGGUCCUGACCUACCUGAUGAGGAGCAGCGAGAACAGCAGAUCCCACAAAGUAGUAAUGGCUGCACCUGAUCUUUUAGAUCCUAAAUCAGCCACGCACAACACCAAACCACGGCUGUCAUUCUCCUCCAAGCCCAUCGUGUACAACUCUGGAGAUGAUUGUGAGAGCAUAACCACCGUAAUGAAGUGGAAAACAGUGCUGGCCAUCUUCCUGCUGGUGGUCCUGUACCUGAUCAUCGGUGCCACUGUGUUCAAAGCACUGGAACAGCCUGAGGAGGGCUUGCAGAAGUAUCGCAUCAUCCAGGAGAAGAUCGACUUUCUCUCAAUGCACACCUGUGUCAACACCUCGGAGCUGGAGGAUCUGGUCAAGCAAGUGGUGUUAGCCAUCCGGGCCGGGGUCAAUCCAUCCGGUCACCCCUCCAAUGAGAGCAGCAUGUGGGACCUCAGCAGCUCCUUCUUCUUUGCUGGGACCGUCAUCACUACUAUAGGGUUUGGAAAUGUUUCUCCACACACAGAAGGAGGCAGGAUCUUCUGCAUUAUCUACGCCCUGUUGGGGAUCCCACUCUUUGGCUUUCUCUUGGCUGGAGUGGGCGAUCAGCUGGGAACCAUAUUUGGCAAAGGAAUCGCCAAAGUGGAAAAGAUGUUUGUGAAAUGGAACGUGAGCCAGACUAAAAUCCGUGUGACGUCCACAGUCCUCUUCAUCCUGUUCGGGUGUCUUCUGUUUGUGGCUCUUCCUGCCCUUAUCUUCCAGCACAUUGAAGGCUGGAGCGCUCUCGAGUCCAUCUACUUUGUUGUCAUCACUUUGACCACAAUUGGAUUCGGAGACUUUGUGGCAGGGGGCUCGGAGAUUGAAUAUCUGGACUAUUAUAAGCCCAUCGUAUGGUUCUGGAUCCUGGUGGGUCUUGCGUACUUUGCUGCUGUUCUCAGUAUGAUUGGAGACUGGCUUCGGGUCAUCUCCAAAAAGACCAAAGAGGAGGUGGGAGAGUUUCGUGCUCACGCUGCAGAAUGGACGGCUAACGUGUCCGCUGAGUUCAAAGAGACGCGCCGACGCCUGAGCGUGGAAAUCUAUGACAAGUUUCAGCGGGCCGCGUACAUCAAACGCAAGCUGUCAUCAGAGCUGGGCCAAAACCCAGGCCAGGACAUGAUGCCAUGCAAGCGAACCCUGUCUGUAAACUUCACAGAUGAACUGGAGAAGGAAGGUCUCCCUACUUUGACCAAAAACGGCAGUCUCUAUCUGAAUGGGCUUACUCCAGACUGUCCCGAUUGCAGUGAGAUUUCCAUCAUUGAACAUCUCAAAUAAGCCUCCCGAGCACAUACUAAAAUGUAAGCAGAGGAAGAUGCGUUUGAGUCUACAGCGGUGUUUUCUCACAGAGCUAUCGGAAACUUUCAUGUCUUUCCUGGAUGUACACAGAUACAGUUUUCAACGUACUGAACUCAGAAAGAGCGUGACUUUAUGUGCCAGUCAAACGAAUCAUUUUUUUAUAAGAGAUGUUUAAAAGAAGUCUGUGUUACUGAAAAGGAAAUCAUAUUUGUGCCUUAAAACCCACCAGGAAAAGACUUCCCAGAAGCUGCUACACUGGAUCCUGUGGAUAAAUGAAAUGUAUUGUGUUUUUAAGAGAUUGAAACAGCAGUCUUGUCUAAACAUCAACCAACUUAGGAAGCGUUUACACAUCUAAACAACUUUUUUUUGUAACUCAUAUUGCUUAGUUUACAUGACAACAAUAAAAGCAAGCUGAUAAUGGUUUUCAUAGUUCAUUUUUAAAAAGCACAUUGUUAUUAUCUGCGUAACUAGUCUUGAUAUUGAUCAUCGCUAUAAAGGGCCGUGCACACCGAGACGAUUUUUGCUUGUGUUUUCCGUCGAUGUUUAACGCCUCAUGACUAAAUAAAGGGGGUUGAUGUGAUCGUGCACACCAAAGCGCAAAACGACAGGCGUAAAAGCAUAAUUGAAAAAAAAGCCCUCAUGCUCGUUUUUUUUUUUUUUUUUGGUUUAACACAACCUUCUCUACCAAUUAGGUUGACACUUUUGUCAUCUAACCAUCUAACGUCAAGGAGUGAUUUUGCAUACUCUUCUGCUCGACGCCAAUCGAAAAUCGAAAAGCGCCCCACAGUGCCUUUACACUGUAAAAAAUUGCUUAGGAUUGUUGUCCUAACACACACUCAAUAUUUAUUUAUUUUUUUGCUGCUUGUUUAAACUACUUAUUUAAA
This is a messenger RNA of Danio rerio (zebrafish), 2520 nucleotides long. The record is from RefSeq and is a predicted model, not a curated record. Lineage: Eukaryota; Metazoa; Chordata; Actinopteri; Cypriniformes; Danionidae.